GGAGCGCGCCGCUACCCGCACCUUAGUGCCCGAUUUCGGACAUUAUGCGGCGUUCCCGGGAAUGCGCACACCUAACCACCGACAGAAAUCGGUGCCGGUUAACGAAAGGCAUCCGAGAGGAGCGUCUUCGUUUCUCCCUGGGUCAUAUUUAAGCUUUUAACUACACACGGAUCAACGGCUCAGCAUCCAGCAGUUCGGCGGCUGGCUGGCGGUACGGAGAUCAGAUGCAGCCGCAGAUGCGCCCGUCGCCCUGAUUUGCUGAGCGUUAAUGCUCUUGCUUUGGGCAGAGUUGGAGAUUGGUGGUUACAGGCAGGGAAACGCCGCAGCCCCGAUGCGGCUGCCCUUGCCCUGGAUGCAUCCUUGUGCUUAGGACUAGCGACGUGCGUUUAGCUGCAGUUAUUCUACACGUUUACGUUAGCCGGUGAUUAGUAGAUAGAUGUAUUGACUCCGUUUACACCUCCUUUUUUCUGUUCAUUCUUCUAGCUGUUGGAAACCGGCGACAGAAUCGGCGGUCACAUAGGAAUUGCCGCCUUGCUCCGUGUGCUGGACCAGUCAUUAAGCAAGCCAUACACGGUGUGCCGGCUCCACGACAAGCCGGACUGAAUAAAAAGGAGCCAGGUUCUGUACAUAUCUAAAGAUAGAAUAUAAAUAUUCGUCGCAUUUUAUCACCAUUGGCAUAGGUGAGACAAUUAAAUUAUAGUCAAAAUGUUCGGUUUCCGAUAGCUGCCCCACCAUUUCAUUAAACGCUUGUCCUCCGCACGGUUUCUUUCAACCCGGCGCAAACGGUGCGUAGGUAAAGGGGCGGCUGCUGUCGUUAUGCGGUGUGCAGACCACGGCUGAAUUCGACCAGGCCCUCCCUAGUAAUGCAGGAAGGCUCGUUUUGUAUCAUUUAAAAUAAGAGACGCAUCUGGGGAGCCGCUGUCGAGCGGUGGUGGUGGCGGCUGGCAGCCGGACGUCGAGGAUUCCGAUCGCUUAGUCGCGCUGCGGUUUGGCCCCAGAUCGCAUCUCCGAUUGCAGACGGAGGAAGAAAAGCAGCGUAAAGCAAAAGGACAGAACAUCCCCGUUCACCCACUGGAAGCAAAACGACACGACAUUCCUAUCGGCUCACUGGGACUGAUUCCCCCGAAAUCCCAUCCCUGCUGCUGAUGUACGCUACGGUUUGACUUAGCCGCAAAGAUGAUGCCGAUGAUCCUGACGGUGUACCUCAGUAAGGGUGAGCAGGCUGUGGCGGAGGUGCCCGUCACACCAGAAACGACCUGCCGGGACGUUGUGGAUGUCUGCCGGGCCCCCGGCGAGGGCAGCUGCCACCUGGCCGAGGUCUGGAGGGGCAACGAGAGAGCCAUCCCAUCUGAACACCUGAUGUAUGAGCACCUGCAGAAGUGGGGGGCCCGGAGGUCAGAGGUCAAGUUCUUCCUGCGGCACGUAGACUCGCCUGCGGAGACUGGCAGCCAGGGAAACCAGCCGUCCCAGGAGCAGGCCAACCGUAGGAACGCGGGGAACCCGGACAAGAGCUGCGAGAACGGGGAGCAGCGUCUGCGGUACCUGAAGCAGCAGGAGCGCAAACAGCAGUCGCAGUCAUCGCAGCCGGCAGCUCAGACGGAAAGCGAGAAGCUGCAGCGCUUGAAGGAGCGCGUGGACAGCCAGGAGGCCAAGCUGCGGAAGAUCCGUGCCAUGCGGGGCCAAGUGGACUGCAGCAAGAGCCUCAACGGGUCCCUGUCGGCGGAGAUGGAGCACAUCAACGGCAUGUUCCUGGAGAAGCAGCAGGAGCUGCAGUCGGCCGUGCUGAAGGUGGAGCAGCUGACGCAGCAGCUGGAGGAGCUGCGCAGGGCCAAGCUGGGUGGUCAGGUGCCCGGGACGGCUGCGCUGGAGCUGCGCAGGCUCUACCAGGAGCUGCAGAUCCGCAGCAAGCUGAACCAGGAGCAGAGCAGCCGCUUGCAGCAGCACAAGGACUUGCUGAACAAGCGCAACCUGGAGGUGGCGCUCAUGGACAAGCGCAUCAGUGAGCUGCGGGAGCGCCUGCACAGGAAGAAGGCGGAGGCGCCCCAAAAAGGGGACGUCCCGGCGGUGAUUGGUGGCCCUGGGAGGGUGGCGACCGUGGGGCCCUUCAUCCAGGUCCCCGUGUCGGAGCCCGUCAAGCCGCUGCCCUCAGCUGCUAACCCCACGGUGGGCCAUGCGCGCCCCAAGGCAGCCGGUGACCCAGGCUGGCCGCCCCUCAAGCCCCCGGACUACAAGGAUGUCGCUGCGGAUGCGGCUUUGAAGAGCCGGCCCCCGCCGCCCCCGCCGAUGCCCCCCGCAGACCGGGAGGCCAGCACGGUGGGCUCGGGCCCUGCUCCCGGCCCCGCUCACGCCAAGCCCCUGCCCCCCCCAUACGGCAGCCACUGUGCUGCAGCGCGGCUCUGUACGGCAGGCUCUGCCGGCUCACUGGAGCGGCCCAAAGAGCCGCCCCCACGCCCGCCCUGGCCACGCCCGCCCCCACCGCCUGGCUCCUCCUCGCAGCAGAUCCAGCAGCGCAUCUCGGUGCCGCCCAGCCCGGUACCCCCACCGGAGCGGCCCGAACCCCCACCGCUGCCUCCAGCUGCCGCCGUGCGCCCCUUUGCGCCAGACAAGGCAGCGCGGCCACAGUCUCCCCGCCGGGCCCCGCCCACAGUGAAUUCCAGCUCCAUCUAUCACAUGUAUCUGCAGCAGGCGGCGCCCAAGGCUGGCAGCAAGCCGGCUGCCAAAGCAGUGUACGGGAAGCCUCUGUUGCCUCCUGGCUCCCUGCCGUCCUCCCCGCUGCUCUACACCAGGGGCGUUCCGGCGCCCAGGGGCCCGGUGGGGGGUGAGUCCGAUGCUGAGAGCAGCCCAGCGGAGAGCCUGCCCCGGCCGCUGAGCCCCAGCAAGCUGACGCCGGUGGCGCACUCCCCACUGCGCUACCAGAGUGAGGGCGAGCUGGAGGCACUGCGCCGGCGGCUGGCCAAUGCACCGCGGCCCCUCAAGAAGCGCAGCUCCAUCACGGAGCCCGAGGGCCCCGGGGGGCCCAACAUCCAGAAACUGCUGUACCAGCGCUUCAACACGCUGGCGGGUGGCAUUGAGGGUGGGGCCACGUUCUACCAGCCCACCGUCCCCACAGGGCUUCUAGCCGACGCUGACAACGGCAACCUGCCCGACCCCCCCGGCCCCGCCCCAGGCUCGGGCCAGCCGCCGCCCCCCCCAUCGUCCGAUGCCAACGACAACCGCCCGCCGGCACCCUCUUCUGAUGACCCGGCCGGCCGCACCUCCGAGGACAGCAACAACAACCCGGCAGGCCCGACGGACGCCCUGGGCACGGCAGCAGAGAGCAGCCCGCUGGAGGAGGCCGGCGCGGGGCGGCUGGCGGAGAAACGUACCAACCUGAAGAAGCCAGACUCGCAGCGGACGGGCCGUGGCCUGCGCGUGCAGUUCAACCCGCUGGCCCUGCUGCUGGACGCCUCGCUGGAGGGCGAGUUUGACCUGGUACAGAGGAUCAUCUACGAGGUGGAGAACCCCAGCAAGCCGAACGACGAGGGCAUCACGCCCCUGCACAACGCCGUCUGCGCCGGUCACCACCACAUCGUCAAGUUCCUGCUAGACUUCGGCGUCAACGUCAAUGCCGCCGACAGCGACGGCUGGACGCCACUGCACUGCGCCGCCUCCUGCAACAGCGUGCAGCUCUGCAAGCUGCUGGUGGAGUCGGGGGCCGCGGUCUUCGCCACCACCAUCAGCGACGUGGAGACAGCCGCCGACAAGUGCGAAGAGAUGGAGGACGGCUACCUUCAAUGCUCACAGUUCCUCUACGGCGUGCAGGAGAAGCUGGGAGUGAUGAAUAAGGGGGCAGUGUACGCACUGUGGGACUACGAGGCUCAGAGCGCUGACGAGCUCUCAUUCCGCGAGGGCGAUGCCAUCACCAUCCUGCGGCGCAAAGACGACAGUGAGACGCAGUGGUGGUGGGCGCGGCUGAAGGACAAGGAGGGCUAUGUGCCCCGCAACCUUCUGGGGCUGUACCCCAGGAUAAAGCCUCGACAACGGUCUUUGGCGUGAGGCCCUGUUGGCACUCACCUUCUCCUGGAGAAAGACUGGAAUGCUGGGUACUGCCUGUGCCCUGUUCCUGCCCUGACCGUGCCCUACUCCUGCCCUGACUGUUCUCUGACAAUGCCCUCACCGUGUGCUGACUGUUCCUUGACCGUGCCCCGGUCUUGCCCUCACCGUGCUGAGACCCUGUCCUGACCAUGCCCUGUUCCUGCCCUGACCAUGCCCUGAUCGUGCCCUGACCGUUCCCUAACCGUGCCCUGUUCCUGCCCUGACCGUUCCCUAAUCGUGCCCUGUUCCUGCCCUGACCGUGCCCUGUUCCUGCCCUGACCGUGCCCUAGACCUGCCCUGACCAUGCCCUGACCAUGCCCUGAUCGUGCCCUGACCGUUCCCUGACCAUGCCCUGUUCCUGCCCUGACCGUUCCCUAAUCGUGCCCUGUUCCUGCCCUGACCAUACCCUAGGCCUGCCCUGACCAUGCCCUGUUCCUGCCCUGACCGUGCCCUGGUCUUCCC
Paramormyrops kingsleyae is the source of this 4536-nucleotide messenger RNA. Its product is annotated as apoptosis-stimulating of p53 protein 1-like. Gene Ontology annotation, cellular component: nucleus. Gene Ontology annotation, biological process: tRNA aminoacylation for protein translation; regulation of apoptotic process. The record is from RefSeq and is a predicted model, not a curated record. Gene Ontology annotation, molecular function: aminoacyl-tRNA ligase activity; ATP binding; p53 binding. NCBI's taxonomy places the organism in Eukaryota, Metazoa, Chordata, Actinopteri, Osteoglossiformes, Mormyridae.